Cucurbitaria berberidis CBS 394.84 is the source of this 924-nucleotide messenger RNA. RefSeq names its product short-chain dehydrogenase/ reductase-like protein. NCBI's taxonomy places the organism in Eukaryota, Fungi, Ascomycota, Dothideomycetes, Pleosporales, Cucurbitariaceae. Gene Ontology annotation, molecular function: oxidoreductase activity. The coding region runs from base 1 to 783 and encodes 260 amino acids. The record is from RefSeq and is a predicted model, not a curated record. The transcript has 2 exons.
AUGUCUCUGAAAUACAACAAAGUACUCAUCAUAGGCGCAAGCUCAGGAAUCGGCUGGGCGCUCGCCGAAAGGAUUGUUCAGGACGGCAAACACGCCAUUAUUGUCGGUCGCCGAAAAGAGAAGCUCGAUGAGUUCGUUCAAACAUAUGGGAGCGACAAGGUCGACUCUGUCGUCUUCGAUAUCACCAAGCUCGAUGAAAUCCCCAAGUUCGUUAAAGAUGUAAUGCGCAAACACCCUGAUCUCGACUCUGUAUUCCUCAACUCUGGGAUUCAACGUGGGUUCGAUUUCUCCAAGCCCGAAACGGUUGAUUUGGAUGUGCUAGAGUUGGAGUUCAGGACCAAUUACCUGAGCUAUAUGCACCUCACAACAGCCUUUAUUCCGUUUCUGCAAAAGCAAGAGAAGGAAACUAGUCUGAUAUACACCACCUCUGGGCUGGCAUUGCUACCACUUCCCCGAUGCCCCAACUAUUGCGCAUCCAAAGCUGCGUUGCAUCAUAUGAUUCUCGUCUUGCGGGAACAACUGCGCUCCGGGCCAGGAAACAUCAAAGUCAUUGAGAUCUUCCCUCCAGCUGUGCAAACAGAAUUACAUGAUGCGAAGCACCAGCCGGAUAUCAAGGAUGGAGCGCAUCUUGGGAUGCCAUUGGCGGAGUUUACGGAGGACGCAUGGGGAAAGCUGAUCAAGGGAGAUGAGCAGAUCCUGGUGGGAUUCUCAGUGAAAGCUUUCGAGGAGUUCGAAGGGAGGAGACAAGAGAUGUUUCACGGACUUAUGAUGAAGAUGAAGUAGACGAGGGUGACGCUGGUGAAGCUCCAGCGAAUGGACCCUGGUCUUGGCAUGGAAGGUACAUCUAUCGCAACUCUAACGCUACAUAGGGAUAACAUACCUAGGUAUGUAGUUGAAACUGUACACUUUGGUUGAUUGGUUCUU